CCCUGCCGCCCAACCCAACAAAGUUGCCGAUCCGGGCAUACAGCCACGCGGUGCUUGCAGGUGUCAAACCAACCCCACAGCUCCGAACCAAACCCCACGGGGUCCCAGGCUCCAGUCAUCCCCGGCAUGUGGUGGUGAUUUGUGUCCGAUAUCUGACACUGGGGGCAAAGGAGCAUAAAACUUGGCGAUGCUCCCCCAUGGCCGUACGCAUCUGCGUUUGGGCGUUUGACCGUUGGCAUACCCAACAUUUCUUCGCAACAUGGACUCGUCGGCUCGCAAGACGGACAUGGACGUCAAGGACAUGGACGCCUUCAAGGAUGAAACACAGCACAUCGACUCGCUCGGCCAUGUGUCCAUCGAUGCGGACAAGGAGAAGAAGCUGCUCCGCAAGCUCGACCUGUGGAUCAGCCCCAUCAUGACCAUCAUCUUCCUGACUGCGUACCUCGACCGGUCAAACAUUGGCAACGCCGCCUCCGCCGGGAUGAUUGCCGAUUUGAACAUGUCGGGUGACGAGCUGGGGAACGCCGUCACCCUCUUCUACGUCACGUACCUCGCAUUCGAGGUGCCCUGCUCGCUCGUGCUGAAAAAGUUCCGCCCAGGCCGCAUGAUUCCGGUCCUCAUCUUCUGCUGGUCGAUUGUCAUUAUCGGAACCGGCUUCAUCCACACCGCGGGACAUCUCUACGCCAGCCGCCUGCUCCUCGGCUCGUUCGAGUCGGGCAUGUUCCCCUGCCUCGCGCUCUACCUCAGCACCUUCUACCAGCCCCACGAGCAGGCUCUGCGGGUGUCGUACCUGUUCGUCUCGGCGGCCCUGUCCGGCUCCUUUGGCGGGCUCUUCGCGUACGCCCUGCUCAAGAUGGACGGCGUCGCCGGCAUGGCGGGCUGGCGGUGGCUCUUCAUCGUCGAGGGCUGCGUCAGCAUCCUGAUUGCCAUCCUCGUCUUCUUCUGCCUCCCCGACAGCUUCGAGACGGCCAGGUUCCUCAACGAGGAGGACCGGGUCCUCAUGCGACUGCGCGCGGAGCGGAGCGCGCGGUACAACGGGCGGCCAGAGUUCGACUGGAAGGACGUGCGGAGCGCGGCGACGGACCCGAAGCUCUACAUCAGCUGCUGGAGCCAGUUCAUGGCCGACACGUGCUCCUUUGGCAUGUCGACCUUUCUCCCGCUCAUCAUCAAGUCUUUCGGCUUCGACACGGUGACCACGCAGCUGCUGACCAUCCCGGUCUUCUUCUGGGCGUCGCUCGCCUACAUCGCCGUGUCCUGGCUGUCGGACCGCUGGAUGCGGCGUGCCUUCUUCAUGAUGCCGGUAUGCGUGGUCACCGCCGUCGGGUACGCCAUCAACAUUGGCCUCCCCGUGAGCUCAAGGGGCGCGCUGUACUUUUCGACGUUUCUCAUCGGCCCGGGCAUCUACGUCAUCGUCGGCCUCAACUGCGCGUGGCUGCUCAACAGCCAUGCCCCGUACUACAAGCGCGCCAUGGCCAUUGGCAUGAAUCAGUCCAUUGGCAACAGCUCUGGGAUCGUGGUCGGCCAGAUCUUCAAGACAAAGGUAAACGGAAAGUACCUCAUGGGCCUGAGCGCGUCGCUGGCCGCGGUGCUCUUGGCCAUGCUGGGCCACCUGUCGCUGUACCUUUACCUCCGCCGACAGAACAGGCUCAGGGACCAGAUGACGGAGGAGGAGCGCCAGAGGGAAAUCUCGAACGGGAAGACGGGUGACCUCCACCCGGACUAUCGGUAUACACUGUAAACUAGAGACUCGCCAGAGGUCCUACGAAGCAAUUUUGUCGUGGACGUGGUAGUUGUGUCACUUUCAUAUCUUGACUUUGACGGGAGCCGGAGCCGUCACCCGACGCCGCCGCGCCGGCCCCACUUCGUCACCGGGAUGCUGCAGGGUUGC
Messenger RNA from Purpureocillium takamizusanense, 1888 nucleotides. RefSeq lists its product as uncharacterized. NCBI's taxonomy places the organism in Eukaryota, Fungi, Ascomycota, Sordariomycetes, Hypocreales, Ophiocordycipitaceae. Gene Ontology annotation, molecular function: transmembrane transporter activity. The record is from RefSeq and is a predicted model, not a curated record. The transcript is spliced from 4 exons. Gene Ontology annotation, biological process: transmembrane transport. The coding region runs from base 260 to 1738 and encodes 492 amino acids. Gene Ontology annotation, cellular component: membrane.